Messenger RNA from Funneliformis mosseae, 262 nucleotides. The record is from the annotation of a GenBank genome assembly. Lineage: Eukaryota; Fungi; Glomeromycota; Glomeromycetes; Glomerales; Glomeraceae.
AAAAAGUGAAACUAAAGUUACACUUGAGAAAAGCCAUAAAUCUAUUCUAAAAAAAUUACCAGAUGUAGUAUCAGAGCUACCUGCCAAAGCGAGUAUACUAAAAAUCUCUCAACCUAAAAAGAACAUGCUGGUCAUCCCAUAUGAUACUCAUACUCCUUACAUCAGUGUGAUUUUAAAAGAAUAUCCCUAUCUAUUUUUGUAUAAUAGUGACAAACAUAAUGAUGCAUAUGAAUUAAAAUUUAGGCUUAUGUUUUAUAUGUGA